Molecule: messenger RNA, 810 nt
Organism: Helianthus annuus (common sunflower)
Lineage: Eukaryota; Viridiplantae; Streptophyta; Magnoliopsida; Asterales; Asteraceae
Exons: 6
Coding region: 1-810 (269 amino acids)
Source: RefSeq, a predicted model, not a curated record
AUGGGUGAUAGUUCAUCAAGUUACAGAGCACCCUGGUUCUGUAGGGAAAUGAGUCAAGCAGACCAAGUUAUUAUGGCCAUACCAGAUGACGUUGCGUCUAAACUAUGGGGUGUUGACAAAGGCCCUACUAAUGUUACGAUACACACUGAAGAUGGCAGUGUCUUUAAUGUUUUUUUAAGCGCUUCUAAAGGGAAGAUAUUUUUUUUUAAUGGUUGGUCCAAUGUUGUAAUACACUUGGGACUAACCAAAGGGUGUUUGGUAGUUUUUAAUCCACUAGAUCCUACAACUUUUAAAUUAACAAGUUUCAUUGAUGGGGUUAGUCGUGGCUCUUUCUGGACAUAUAUGCUAUCUCCGUCAUGUAAUUUUUAUGACAUCCCUCAAAGUACUUUGCCCAAAAGUUACGAUUAUUCCUCAAAUGACGUAACCUCUACUGUAAUGAUAGACAACAAAACAUUUAACGUUUCUAUUGUAACAUACGACGGUAAAGUCGGUUUUACCGUUGGUAUGGACGUAAUUGUUAGUCUGUUUCAGUUGGAGGUUGGUUGUUUAUUGUUAUUUACUAAAGGUUUUGGUCAUUUUUUCUAUUUAAAAGUUUUUGGAAAAAACGGUGUUGAAAUCAAUUAUCCUGAUGUAGAUGCUGAUGAGGCUGAAGUUCCACCCUUAGAUGCUGAAAACGAACCUGAUGAACACAUAGAUGGUUGUGUUACAAAGUUUGUUCGUAUGGCUGGUGAAGAUUAUUUUAUAUUUUUACAACAAUGCAGAGAAUCCCUGAUCCUGUUUCACGCAAGGCUAGACUUGAUGAAGGCUUAA